GGAAGUGUGAGGGGGGAGGGGCGCGGGCGGAAGCCGCUGCGAGGCGGGGGCGAUGAUGGCGGCGGCGCGCCGGGUGGCCUGUGCUGUGUCCGGCGGGGUGGACAGUGCCGUGGCCGCCCUGCUGCUGCGUCGCCGAGGCUAUGAGGUGACGGGUGUCUUUAUGAAGAACUGGGACCCUCUGGAUGAACAGGGAGAUUGCUCCAUUGACAGGGAUUGUGAAGAUGCUUACCGGGUUUGUCAGAAGCUUGAUAUUCCUUUUCAUCAGGUUUCCUAUGUGAAAGAAUACUGGAAUGAAGUAUUCAGUGACCUCUUGAAAGAGUAUGAGUUGGGGAGAACUCCUAAUCCUGAUAUUGUGUGUAACAAGCACAUAAAAUUCAACUACUUUCUUCAUUAUGCAAUGGAUAACCUUGGUGCAGAUGCAAUUGCUACUGGGCAUUAUGCUAGGACCUCACUAGAGGAUGAGGAAGUGUUUCAACAGAAGCAUAUUAAAAGACCACAAAGGCUUUUCAGAAACCGUUUUGAAGUUAGAAAUCCUGUGAAACUCCUUCAAGGAGCUGACCUCUUUAAGGACCAGACCUUCUUUCUAAGUCAGAUCUCGCAGGACGCUUUGAGGAAAACCAUUUUCCCUUUAGGGGAUUUAACAAAAAGUUUUGUAAAGAAGAUAGCAGCGGAACAUGGUCUUCAUCACGUGCUAAAGAAAAAAGAGAGUAUGGGAAUCUGUUUCAUUGGUGAAAGAAAAUUUGAAAAUUUCCUGCUUGAGUAUAUAGAACCUCAACCAGGUAACUUUGUUUCCAUUGAAGAUAAGAAGGUGAUGGGAACACACAAAGGUUGGUUCCUUUACACCAUAGGCCAGAGGGCCCGACUAGCAGGCCUGAAGGAGGCUUGGUUCAUUGUAGACAAAGAUGUCAGCACUGGAGAUGUCUUUGUGGCACCAUCAACAGAUCACCCUGCUCUGUACAGAGACCUGUUGCGAACAAAUCGAGUGCACUGGAUAGCAGAGGAGCCUCCCCCAGAGCUCGUUAGAGAGAAAAUGAUGGAAUGUCAUUUCAGGUUUCGGCACCAGAUGGCAUUGGUGCCUUGUGUGCUGACUCUGAACCAAGAUGGAAGCGUGUGGGUGACACUAGUGAAGCCAGCAAGAGCUAUCACACCUGGGCAGUUUGCCGUGUUCUACAAGGGUGACGAGUGCUUGGGCAGUGGGAAGAUCGUAAGGAUAGGCCCAUCGGUGUAUACCAUGCAACAGGGCAAAAACCGAGAGGAGGGUCCAAAGAAGGAAGAGGUUGACAAGAUAGAACCAGUAACAUAACACAUGGGUUUGUGUAUUGUAGGACUUCGGAGAAUUUGUGGCCUGAGAAUAAUACAAAUAAUAAUAAACAUACUCUCUGUUGGUUUGUAUAUCCUAAAGGUUAAUUGACCAUCAAGUCCCAGUUCUGGACUGUUAGCACUGAACAGGCUUAAAACUAAAGCCACUAUGGUACAUUUUUACUGGACUGGUUGGUGAUAUUUAUGUUAAUAAGUAUCAAGGGACGUCUUAAAGUUGUUCGGCAAUAAUAGUUAUACAUGCAAGAAUUUUAAUAUAAGAAUCAUGUCUGAAAUCAUAGAUCUGUCUUUUAUGCAUAAACUGAAUACUUCUUAUUUGAAGAUACCUAUCUCUCGGUAAAGUUGUUUUACGGCAAAUGUGUGUUUGUGCUUUGAACUCUGGAAAAGGAAUGAAUGAUAUUCAGCAUUUUGAAUGAACUCUGAGCCACAGAUAUUUAUUUUUCAUUUGAUAUAGUUUUAUAAGAAACGCUUUAGAUUCUUAAGAUGUAUUAAAUAGUGGUUUCAGAUCUUUACAUAAUUCAGAAUUACAAGUCUAGGGGCUUAAAAUGAAUUUUAGUAGUCAAAUUUUUUACACAAUUGACUCAUUUUUUUCAGUUAACUUCUGAGGGCAGAAGCUGUUUGUUUUGUCUCCUGGACAAGGUAGUGCAUUGUCAUACUUCAACAAAAGACACAUUUAUAUGCAUUUAUAUAUUCUAUGACUUAAUGUAGACCCAGUAAUAAUUGGAUCUUAGAUAGUGCUAUGUGUAAAAAUGGAGUGAUAUUAGGAAGAGCUGAAUCCCUCUGUCCAAAUUAUGCGCGGUUACAGGGGCUGAGUGUGUCUUGAGGGCACCCUAAGUUUAUAGUGAAACUUUAUUACAGCAAGUCAAUGAAAAUUAGGUUCUGCCUUUCAGCACAGUAGUAGGAGGUAACUUUCACUGAAGUCCAGCUGUGCAGGAUGAGGACUUCUCAGGUGGGUGUAGAAUUUUGAGAUUUGCAUUUAAUUUGGCUCUUUUCAGCAGAUCUGAAGGCUUGGUUUUCGUGUAGCCUGAGUUUUUUUGGUAUCUUAGAAGAUAAUAAGAAUUCCUUUUAUUCCAUCUUGUAAGUUAAGUAAAAGGUAGUGCCUUUUCUCCAGAGUGUGGAAAUAGAAGAAUGAAAAGGUACUCUUCAGUGUCUACCUCCGGCAAAGUUAAACACAGUUCAUGGAGCCUCUUGGGAAAAACAUAGACCGUUAAAAUCUUCUAUAUUUGUUUGACAUUAUAGUAGAUCUGUUUGAGAUGAGUAGAAAGCUAUCCCAUUUCACCAGUGCCAAAAGCAGUUCAAUUUUGCAGUCUGUCUUCAGAGUAUGUAUCCAUGCACAGGUUAACUCUAAAGACUAUUGGUGCUUCACGUCAGCUCCUGAUUUGUGUUAAUUGUGUUAUGGGUUAUGGUCAUUACUUUUAUGUGUCUUUCCUAAUGUUUUCCUUAUCUUUCCUGAAACUUUUAUCUUUGCAGAGCGUAGAAGUAAUUACUAAGGAGAUAAUGCUGCAUAUUUUCCUCAUCUGAGUUUUCUAAUAAAUGUCCCUAAUAAAAUCUUCACAGAUGUUUUGUGUUAUACUAGUGUGGAUUUUAUUAUUACUGCAUCUCGCAAUGCUCUUGGGCGUGUUUGUUACUUGGUACUUUGCUGGUAGAGGUAGGUGCAACUGUGAGGACAUUGAAAAGGACAUAGCUGUUCCUAUGUUUUCAAAAUUCACUUCCUGUUAAAAUUCAUGGAAUUGCAGAGGUUGGUAAGAGUGUCUGAAGAUCAUCUGGCCCAACUCCACUGCUCAGAGCAGGUUGCUCAGGCAUGUCUUGCUAGGUUUGGAAUAUCUCCAAGAAUGAAGACUCCACAACUGGCAUUGUUAAGAUCUCCCCAGGCCUUUGCUUCUCAAAGCUGAACAAAUACAGCUUCUCCUUGUAUGAGAGAUGCUCCAAUCCCACCUCAUCAGCUCCUUUCUGUCCAUGUCAAGAAGUUAUCAGCCCUUCAGAGACCACCUGAGCUAUUUGAGCCUUCCAGUGUGGUCCCUCCAGCAGGUAUCUUGAGUGGUUUAAGACCUGCAUGAGGAGAAGGUGUGCAAAUGUGAGGCUUCUUCCAAGUCUUGUUCACAUAGUCUGUAGCAGAUACCCACAGCAAUGCCACUCAUGUAGGUUACCCCUCUAAUGGUAACCCAUGUGCUCUCAUCUGGCUCUUUGUCUCCUUCCCUUGGCAAAGCUCCAUCCUUACAACCACAAUGAUAUCCCCACCUCUCCUUCCAAGCCUAUCCUUCCUAGAGGCUCUGUACCCAUCCAUGGCAGCAAUUUUGCCCUGUGAGCUGUCCCAACUGUCUUCAUGAUCCCAAUAAGAUCAACCUCUGCACAUACCUCUUAAUUCCUCUUGCAUGUUCCCUGUGCUGUGUGUGUAGAGUCACCUAGAGAAGCCCCUCCUGUCUGUUUUGCUGUUUUAAAGGUCUCUUCUUGCUGGAUCACUACUGCCUUUGCUUGUCAACCUCAUCCACCACUUUUCUCUCCACUUUAUCCUGAGUGAGCAGCCUGGUGACUCUUUUUGACACUAGUUUCCAAACAAUAAUAUUUUUCUUGUAUAAUGUGCCCUUACUUCUUUUUCACUACCAUGUUUCUACCAGACAGUGCUUCCUUUCCCAAGUGCCUCAAAGGAUUUAAACAUGUAUGUUCUUUUGGCUCUGUAACUCCAGAAUUUAGCUAUUAUGUAGUCACCUGUGAUCCCUGGACUUGUUAAAGUGUCCUGCCUAAAACCUACUGAAAUCACAUCAGCUUGGGGACACAGAGAUACCAAACUGCUUGGAGCUCAAGUUCAAGGAACCAAGUUACAUACACCUGGGUUCCAUCAUCCUGGUUUUAAUCUCACUUGCUCUUAGUCUUUUCAACCUAUUCUUUUAAGAACAAAACCCCACAGAAUAGUUUUUAUAGGUUUGCUAUUUUUUUUUCAAGAAAAUGUUCAUCCUGGCCUAGGUGCUUAGUAGUCAUUAGAGGCUUUUCGGAUGUGAGCAUUACUUCAGUGAUAGGUAGAGCUGCUGGGCGCUUUGAGCUCUGCUUUACUGCCUGGGGGAAGUGUUGCUGUCUAUGAGCGCAGCUGCUGCUGCUCUCUGAGGAAGCACAUUACUCCAGGGGAUGGCUCGUUCUGAGGAAGUGCUUGGUCACUGGAACAGAUUCCCCAGGGAAUUGGUCAUGGCACCAAGCCUAUCGGAGGUCAAGGAGCAUCUGGACAACGCUUAGUCGUAUGAUCCAAUUGUAGGUAGCCUGCAAGGAGCAGGGAGUUGGGCUUGAUGAUCCUUAUGGAUCCUUUCCAACCCGAGGUAUUCUAUGAUUCAAGAGAGGGGAUGUGUUUUCCCACAGCCUGAAUGCAUUUCUUUAACCUUUGAAGAGGAAAAUACUUUUUCCACCCUUCCUCGGCUUUUCUUUCUUUCUCUAUCAAGUGAGCUUGCUUUUAAAUCCCAUUCUGAGGACAAAUUCUCUGAGUGGGUUAGGGAUUGCUGGUAUGAUGCCAGCUGUAUCCCAAGCCCAAGUGACUUGUGGUGCUCACUUGGCUAAGGUACACUCUGCAGAAGCUGUAAGGGCUUUUACUAUUGUUAUGGUGAAUUCAGGAGUGUUGGCAAUAGAUCCCAAGUUUGUGAAGAUCCACUGAGCCAGUGUCUCAUAGCAGGGAAGUUUAGCCAGUGUUGCUGGCAUACGGUACAAUGAGCAGCUGCUACAGCUCUUGUAGGAUGGAGGCUUUUAAAGUAAUGCUCAACUUCCCUCUUUGUCUUUAAGCAUCCUUAACAUUGGAUACAGCAGCAAUCCAGAAUAACUAAUGUAGAAAAUUAAUAAGUUAACAUGCUGCUCUUUGGUGGCCAAGUCACUAGCUAUGGCCUUAAUUCACUUUUGAGGCUCAGGGACUUUGAACUUGUCAUCAGAGCUGAAUUUUGUGAUGCUACUGAAGAAACUGCAUCUGAGGAAGAGGUGGGUAUGGACAGUAUUUGGUUAGCAAAGACUCGUUAUCUGAGAAGGAUGGAGGCUUCUUCUCAGCUUCAGUGCAGCUCAGCCACUUGCUGUGAUGAUGAGCAAGGAGCUUAGACGUGAUGAAGCAAUUGCUACUGUUGCUCCUUGUGAAUCUCACUGCGCUGCUGGGAGCUGGGAACCACUGAGCAUUUGUGAAAUUCAAAUUGCAAAUAGUUUUUUCAACAGAGUGUUUUGCAACAGGUUGCACAUGCCUACCUACAUGAAGCUGGUGUAUUUAAACCAGCAUUUCCAAAUAGCUUGUACUGUUCCGAGGGGGAGGUACGUUUCUCUUUCCAUCUCAUGUGUUUCUCCUUUGUCUUAACUGACCUCUUGCAUGAAGCUCCUUCCUCCUCUCGUACGUAGGGUCUCUGGCAACGGGAAUAUUUUUCUGUCCUUCACGGUGACACAGCUUCUCAGGGGAGUCUGGCAGAGCAGCCUAUAGAGGCACAUUUCUACGGCUGGAUUUUUAUGCUUUAAUGAAUUAAACACAAUGAAAUUAUCCAUCGUAAACGCAGUGAUCAGCCCAACGAGGCAUGUUGGCAUGGUGCAGUGAGGCAGCCUGCAGUUCCCAACUCCAGCACCAGGAGGCACCAGGACAUCGCAUUUGUCCCCCCAGCUGUGUGCCACUCCUCCUUGGGAGGUGGAGGCUGUAGGAAGAGCAGUUACCGCAUCCGUAAUUGUGAAGUUUUCCCCCUUUUUUUUCAGAUUUUUGCUAAGCCAAUACAUUGGAAGAAUUAUCAGUCGGUGGGUUUGCUCAAAAUAGCGACAAAUCCGCACUGUGGUGUCAGCACACUGGUGAGCCGGCUGAGCAGGUUUUUAGAUCCUGACUCCAGUUGGGGCUGAGCAGCAAUCACUGAACAAGUCAGGUCGGUGAGAGCCCCGGCAGCAGGGAAAGCACUCAGUUUGGAUUUAGAGUUCAGGUCCUGCCUUUCCCCCAUCCCCUGCACCAUGCUGCGCUGGUCACUCACCUUCACAGUAAGUUAAACUUCAUCCAGCUCUUGAAUGGCUGGAGGUAAAAAGGAGUCUUCUGUUGUUGGGGUUUUUUUGGGUAGUAGCACCAGAUUCUUACAGCUCUUUGGGUGUGUGAGGAGUCUGAUGAACACUGGCCUCUGGGUUUAGUUUGCUGAAUCUCUAGGAUUUUUUUUCUUUUCUAAAAUGUCUUGCCUUUUACUAAACAUACAGCAUCAGCCAGAGAAGCUUGAGAAUGGAAAAAUCCUCCUUCUAUGCAGUUUUACAGCAUGUGGAGUAAUUUCUUCAACACAAAAGAGCUUCAAACUCACUCUAGAAGUUUUAAGAUCCUAGAAACAAUGAAAUACAUAGAGAUUCCCCUUAAUUAGACCCUACCUGGAGAAAUGAAAUUUUCCCAGGAAGCAGCCCCACUCUGGACUUUGAUAAUUCAGUAGCGCCAUUCCCAUUCAGCAGCACCAACUUUGAGGAUGCUCUCAGGAAAACACUAACCUUGUCA
This is a messenger RNA of Cuculus canorus (common cuckoo), 6769 nucleotides long. RefSeq names its product tRNA mitochondrial 2-thiouridylase (gene TRMU). The transcript is spliced from 11 exons. Gene Ontology annotation, molecular function: sulfurtransferase activity. Bases 53 to 1303 code for a protein of 416 amino acids. Gene Ontology annotation, biological process: tRNA wobble position uridine thiolation. NCBI's taxonomy places the organism in Eukaryota, Metazoa, Chordata, Aves, Cuculiformes, Cuculidae. Gene Ontology annotation, cellular component: mitochondrion. The record is from RefSeq and is a predicted model, not a curated record.